AUGCAGCUGUUCCCUCUUCUAUCGUUAGCGUUAUCUUUGGCCUAUUCUCAGGCUGUUUUGGGUUCUUCCUCAGACUCUUACGUCAGGUUUCCCGUUCAAAAGCUAGCAAAUGUCCCAGGAAUGGGCUCGCAAGAUGUAUCUAACGUUUUCAAAAGAGAUGACGUCCUGAAUUCGACUUUGAUUAAUGCCGUAGGAAUGUACGUCGUCAAGGUGGAAAUCGGAACCCCUCCCCAAACCGCGUACCUUCAGUUAGACACUGGCUCUUCUGAUAUGUAUGUAAAUGAUGCUGAUAGUCCAUAUUGCGUAUUGAUGUCUUACGGGUCAGGCUACAGUUCGACUAGUAAAUUGCAGUUUCAGUGA
This is a messenger RNA of Saccharomyces mikatae IFO 1815, 360 nucleotides long. RefSeq names its product Yps5p (gene YPS5). NCBI's taxonomy places the organism in Eukaryota, Fungi, Ascomycota, Saccharomycetes, Saccharomycetales, Saccharomycetaceae. The transcript has a single exon. The coding region runs from base 1 to 360 and encodes 119 amino acids. The record is from RefSeq and is a predicted model, not a curated record.